This is a messenger RNA of Pteropus alecto (black flying fox), 2080 nucleotides long. It is a transcript of the gene NPAS1, whose product is annotated as neuronal PAS domain protein 1. The transcript is spliced from 11 exons. NCBI's taxonomy places the organism in Eukaryota, Metazoa, Chordata, Mammalia, Chiroptera, Pteropodidae. The coding region runs from base 133 to 1917 and encodes 594 amino acids. Gene Ontology annotation, molecular function: protein dimerization activity; DNA-binding transcription factor activity, RNA polymerase II-specific; RNA polymerase II transcription regulatory region sequence-specific DNA binding. Gene Ontology annotation, biological process: regulation of transcription by RNA polymerase II. The record is from RefSeq and is a predicted model, not a curated record.
CCAGGUCUCCCGGUGGGGGGGCCCUCCGGCACUAAGCACUGCCUGGGGCUCCUUCCCCCCCGCAGGGGACGCACGUCUCGAGUCCUGCAGGCUGCUCUGAGUCUGAGCCCGCCUGAAAGGGUCCCCGCGAAGAUGGCAGCCCCCUACCCCGGCAGUGGCAGCGGAGGCGAGGUCAAAUGCGGGGCAGGUCGUGGCGGCAGCGUCCCGUGGGACUUUCUGCCGGGGCUCAUGGUCAAGGCCCCGCCCGGACCCUGUCUGCAGGCGCAGCGCAAGGAGAAGUCCCGGAACGCGGCGCGCUCGCGGCGCGGAAAGGAAAACCUGGAGUUCUUUGAGCUGGCCAAGCUGCUCCCGCUGCCCGGAGCCAUCUCGAGCCAGCUAGACAAGGCGUCCAUCGUGCGGCUCAGCGUCACCUACCUCCGCCUGCGCCGCUUCGCCGCGCUGGGGGCGCCUCCCUGGGGGCUGCGGGCCUCCGGGCCCCCGGCCAGCCUCGCCCCAGGCCGCAGGGGCCCGGUGGCGCUGGUCUCCGAAGUCUUCGAGCAGCACCUCGGUGGACACAUCUUGCAGUCCCUGGAUGGCUUCGUGUUUGCCUUGAACCAGGAGGGCAAGUUCCUCUACAUCUCAGAGACGGUCUCCAUUUAUCUGGGUCUCUCACAGGUGGAGCUGACGGGCAGCAGCGUCUUCGACUACAUCCAUCCUGGGGACCACUCCGAGGUGCUGGAGCAACUGGGGCUGCGGGCCCGGAUUCCCGGGCCCCCCACCCCGCCCUCCGUUCCCUCUUCUUCCUCCUCCUCCUCAUCUUCCUCCUCGCUUGCGGAUACGCCUGAGAUCGAGGCCGGCCCCACCGAGGUGCCCGCUUCCGCCCGGGUCCAGGAGCGCUCCUUCUUCGUCCGCAUGAAGUCCACCCUCACCAAGCGGGGGCUGCACGUCAAGGCUUCUGGGUACAAGGUCAUCCACGUGACCGGUCGCCUUCGGGCCCGCGCCCUGGGCCUUGUAGCCCUCGGCCACACGUUGCCGCCGGCCCCCCUGGCUGAGCUGCCACUGCACGGACACAUGAUCGUCUUCCGUCUCAGCCUCGGUCUCACCAUCCUUGCUUGUGAGAGCAGAGUCAGCGAGCACAUGGACUUGGGGCCCUCAGAGCUGGUGGGCCGCAGCUGCUACCAGUUUGUCCACGGACAAGAUGCAGCCAGGAUCCGCCAAAGCCACUUGGACCUGCUGGACAAGGGCCAGGUGGUGACUGGGUACUACCGCUGGCUGCAGCGUGCUGGGGGCUUCGUGUGGCUGCAGUCCGUGGCCACCGUGGCCGUGAGCGGGAAGAGCCCUGGGGAGCGCCACGUGCUCUGGGUCAGCUACGUGCUCAGUCAAGCUGAGGGCAGCCAGACGCCCCUGGAUGCCUUCCAGCUUCCAGCCAGAGCGGCCUGUGAGGACGUGUCCAGCCCAGAGCCGGAGCCCGCAGAGCUAGCGCCUGCAGUGGAAGGAAAGCAGGCUGCUCCCCUGGAGAAGGACGAGGCCCCCCAGAGCCACGGAAAACUCAUCAAAGUGGAGCCUGGCCCGGGUGAGACCAAGGACCUGGAGGACAGUGGGGACGAGGAGCUGGCUGGCCGCCCAGCCCCGCCACGGCCCGAGUUCACGUCCGUCAUUCGAGCGGGAGCCCUGAAGCAGGACCUCGUGCGGCCGUGGGGCCUGGUGCCUGCCGGGGACCGCCCGCCAGCCCUGCUCCACGCCGGCUUCCUGCCCCCUGUCAUGCGAGGCCUGUGCACGCCUGGCACCAUCCGCUACGGCCCCACGGAGCUGGGCCUCAUGUACCCGCACCUGCAGAGGCUGGGCCCCGGCCCCGCCCUCCCCGAGGCCUUCUACCCCACCCUGGGCCUGCCCUACCCGGGGCCCACGGGUGCCAGGGUGCAGCGGAAGGGGGACUGAGGCCAGGGAGGACUGCCUGCGGAGCUGGACCCUGGUGGUUGGUUGCAGGUCCCCAACGGGGCAGGGGACAGGGCUCUUGGCCCCGCCGGCGCUCUCUGAGAAUUAAAGGCCUGCUCCCAGUCUGUGGCUCUGUCUCGGGCUGUGGAGCGGCUCUCACCACCUG